Messenger RNA from Mauremys reevesii (Reeves's turtle), 2493 nucleotides. It is a transcript of the gene VSIG10L2, whose product is annotated as V-set and immunoglobulin domain containing 10 like 2. Gene Ontology annotation, biological process: cell-cell adhesion. Gene Ontology annotation, molecular function: cell adhesion molecule binding. The coding region runs from base 1 to 2493 and encodes 830 amino acids. Gene Ontology annotation, cellular component: cell-cell junction. NCBI's taxonomy places the organism in Eukaryota, Metazoa, Chordata, Testudines, Geoemydidae. The record is from RefSeq and is a predicted model, not a curated record. The transcript has 12 exons.
AUGGAUUAUGGAUCAGCAAGGAACUCACCAUUCCGAAACCUGCUGAAAAUAUUUUGCCUUCUCCCAACAGUGGCUUACGCUCAGCUCCUCCACCCGGGCGAUGCGAAGUACGAGGAGCAGGCCGUGCGGGGGGUGCGGCACCGGUCCGUGCAGCUGGCGUGCGGCGACGUGGUCGCGCCCAUGGUGGUUUUCUGGAGCUUCACCAAGCUGGGCUCGCUGGUGCCCAGGGCCGUUGCCAUCAGCAACGGGAUAGAGUCCAAGGUGGAGAAGGCUUCUGCGGCCCUGGGGCAGGUGAGCCUGAGGAACGGCACCCUGGAAGUGAGCGACCUGCAGACGGCUGCCCAAGGGCGCUUCAUGUGCCAGGCGAUGUUCGAGGAGGACGGCGAGAUCAAAGUUGGCUACUUCUACAUAGAGCUGGUCGUGCUGGUUCCCGUUCCGAAGCCCUUCCUGCAGAUGACCGACUCUACGCCGGUGGAAGGCACGGUGGUGACGAUGAUGUGUGCGGUGAAGGAGGGGACGCCCCCCAUCGAGUACUCCUGGCACCGCCACACCAACAGGGAGGGUGCGGUGGCUGUCGCGGAAGCCGCCGGCGGGCUGCUGAACCUGACGGCGGCUAACCGGACUCACAUGGGCUGGUACGCCUGCACUGCCCACAACGAGGUCAACAGCCAGACCAGCGACAGGAUGUAUCUCGACGUCAUUUAUGGCCCUGAUGAACCCGUGAUCAACGUUGAGCCGUUUGCUAUUAACCAGAACGGCUUCUCAGCUAACGAGCAGGAGGAGGUGAUCCUGACCUGCCUGGCCCCUUCCAACCCGCCCAGCCACUACAUCUGGUUUUACAACAGCUCCCAGAUCUACUCCGGCCAGAAGUAUGUGAUAGCCAAGAUCUCCCGGACUCAGACGGGCACCUACACCUGCCUGGCCCAAAACGCACUCCUCAAUACGCGCACGCAGACCACCAUCAUCCUCACCGUCUACUAUCUGCCCGAGGGGAAGCCCAGCUGCACACCAGUCCCUGCUGCCAAUUUCCGGGACAUUGCUCUGCAGUGUUCGUGGCCUGGCGGGUUCCCCCCAGCGCGGCUGCGGUGGGUGAGAGCUGGCCGGGAAGCAGACGCUGCGGCGUCCUACUCCAAUGCUACCAGAAUCCAGCGAGGGGUGGACGUCCGGAACGGCAGCUCGUACACCUGCCUGGCCUCCCACCCAGCGCUCAGAGAGGAUGCUGUCUGCACCACCACUGUGUGGGUCCCCGUGGGGAACCCCACCUGUUCUGCCAUGGCUACGAAGCAGAACGAGUUCCUCAUGCUGUCCUGCGACUGGGCGGGAGGCCUGCCCCGUGUCACACUCUGGUGGAGAGACUGGCGGAACCGCGUGCUGGGCGGCUUGAAACCAUCCAGCAACAUCUACGUCAUGCAGUCCAACAGCACCCUCGGGGGCAAGGAGUUCACGUGCAUGGCAGCCCACCCUCUGCAGGCCAGAGCCACGGAGUGCCUUGUCCGGCUGGAUGUUCCCAAGCUGGCGGCCGAGCGCACCGAGGUGUCGCUGUUCGAGGGCGGCGAGGUCCAGCUGGCCUGCGUGCUGCAGGGCCCCCACCUGGGCUCCGAAGUGUUCUGGUUCAACAACAAGCACCAGGUGAUCCGGCCGGACGCUGCGAGGUACAGGCUGCAGCAGGGCGACGCCUGGUUCAACCUGACCAUCCGGGACACCGAGUGGAUGAGGGACAGCGGCACCUACCACUGCGCGGCCGUGAACGCCGUGGGAAACGCCACCGUCCCCAUCAGGCUCCGCGUGAAGAAGUACCCGACGCCCCCCAACGUGACGAUCAGCAAGCUGAUGUACACCCGGCAGCGCACCGAGGUGCAGCUGGAGUGGGUGACGCAGGGCUCGGGGAACCUGACCGGCUUCGUCGUCCAAAGGCAAGAAGCAAAGAAAUCCUCCCUGGGCCCGUCCCGGUCGGCAGCCCGGGCCUGGGAGACGGUGGCCAGUGACAUAGAACCUGACAUCCGGGACCACAGGGUGGGCGGCCUGGACCCGGCGGUGGUGUACGCCUUCCGCAUCCUGGCUGUCAACCACCGCACCACCGGGCACCCGUCCGAGGGGAAGACCCCAGCCGACCCCCCUUUCAACGCCUACCCUGCCGUGAUAGGUGCUGCAGUGGCAGGGAUGGUCGUGGCGGCGGUUGCCUCUCUGCUGGCGUUUCAGUACAUUGUCCGGAACCGGGACAACAACCCACGGCUGCACGACCUGCUCUUCGGCAUGGCUGGCCCUGAGGCUCACGAGCACAUCAGCACUCCAGAAGACGCUGAGACGGCCGCUGGUGUGGCAGAGGCUGAGACGGGCAUGGAGCUUGGGGGCACAUCCCCUCCGGUCGGGGAGGCAUCAGCAGAGUGGCACCCAGAGCCAUCUGCAUCCACCCAGGAGGUUCCCCCAGCUCCAGAUCUCGCCGCUGACGACCCUCCGGUCAAUGUCACAAUCACAGUGACUGCGACACCGUGA